AUGUCGAAAAUCUGGUGCUGGCAUCCGAAGAAGAGCGCUCCCGUCGAGCCAGUCGAUGAGGAGAACUAUCAAUGUUUCUUUGGACGCUUCACGGCUACGUGCGGUUUCAAAGCGUUUCUCCGUCUUUACACGGCGGUGACCGUGCUCGGCUGUGAGCCGUUCGUGGUGGCGUUGUUAGUCGGGAUGAUCUCCGGCGGCUGU
Mesorhabditis belari is the source of this 201-nucleotide messenger RNA. NCBI's taxonomy places the organism in Eukaryota, Metazoa, Nematoda, Chromadorea, Rhabditida, Rhabditidae. The record is from the annotation of a GenBank genome assembly.